This is a messenger RNA of Fonsecaea nubica, 1458 nucleotides long. RefSeq lists its product as hypothetical. Lineage: Eukaryota; Fungi; Ascomycota; Eurotiomycetes; Chaetothyriales; Herpotrichiellaceae. The record is from RefSeq and is a predicted model, not a curated record. Bases 1 to 1458 code for a protein of 485 amino acids. Gene Ontology annotation, molecular function: 5'-3' RNA exonuclease activity; 5'-3' DNA exonuclease activity. The transcript has 2 exons.
AUGAAACAUCGGGCUUUCUUGACGCCCAUCAUCUUCGCGUGUGUACACCAUGUGAAUGGUCAACAGGCAUCUCCUCGAGAACCCACAAACUUCACCUUGACAGGGCACAUCACGCCAGACCAGAUCUUCAGCUUCGUCUACGUGCCCUUCAAUGUCUCCGCCGAUGUGACAUCUAUCUCGGUGCUGCAGAACUACUCGUUCAAGGGCGCAGGGAACUCACUCGACCUGGGUGUCUUCGAUCCUCACGGUGUUGCUCCCAUCGACAGCGAGACAGGCUUCUCCGGCUCACGGGGCUGGUCGGGAGGGUUCCGAAACAACUUCACUAUCUCUGCAAUCGAUGCCACACCAGGAUAUAAUGCCGGACCUCUGCUCCCAGGAACAUGGAACGUAGUGCUAGGCCCAUACGCAACCAAUCGCUCGGGCAUUGACUGGACACUGGACAUCUCCCUCUCUUAUUCCGCCAUCGACUCACCACCGUGGACUCCUUCGCUAGCUCCCAUCUCCAAGGAGCCACUCCCCUCGCCCUGGAAAUGGCUCCGAGGUGAUUUUCACAUGCACACCAUCUACUCGGACGGCCGGUACCUGCCUAAUGAGCAGAUCGCGCACGCCCUCUUGUACGACCUCGACUUCAUCUUCUUCUCCGAACACAACACGGACUCCGGGAACAACAACAUCGGUCGCUGGAUCCCGGCGAAUGCGUCGAAUCUCCUCAUCGGCCGGGCGAUCGAAGUCACCACGCGCCAUGGCCACUGGCAAGCGAUAGGACUCGAGCGGUCUCAGCAGGUAGAGUGGAGGUAUACCAACUCCUCAAACGAUACGGGUUUCAUCGAUGCGGCCACUCAAGUGCGCAAUUCCGGGGGCCUGGUUUCGGUCAACCACCCAUUCCAAAACUGCUCAAGGUGCGACUGGACCUUGGACUGGGAACACAACGAUGCGAUUGAGGUCUGGAACGGCAGGCUUGAUCCGCUGGAUGAAGUGGCCAUCCAGUUUUGGCAGAGCGAACUCGUCAAGGGGAAGAGACCCACCGCAAUCGGAGGAAGUGACGCGCACAGUCCACCAGAUAUCAAUGGCUUGCCCACCACCGUUGUGAGGGUCGCGGGGGAGAGCAGCCAAGCAAGUAUCGUCGAAGGCGUGAAGAAUGGCCGGGUGUACUUGGUCGAAGGCCCCGGGAUGGAGAUCGACUUUGGAGUGGUCUAUGGAAGUGGGAGGAGAGCAGAGAUCGGUGAUGCCGUCUCCAAGGGGGACUUGGGUGCCGAUGCAUACGCGAGCUUCUCGUCUACCGGGUUUGAAGGUGCGCAUGCUUGUUUUGUCUCCGAGAAGGGGUAUUUCCAGAACGUGUCGAUCGUGAGUGAGCAAAGGAUCCACCAGAAUGUGGCCGGCAUGGACUUUAUCAGAGUCGAGAUCCGCAAUGGGUCUGAUACGUUGCUCGGCUUGACGAACCCAGUCUACCUCCAGUAA